Molecule: messenger RNA, 6783 nt
Organism: Amoebophrya sp. A25
Lineage: Eukaryota; Dinophyceae; Syndiniales; Amoebophryaceae
Source: the annotation of a GenBank genome assembly
CGAGAGCGUGAGAACUCUGUCAUAAUUGAGAGUGGAUCAUGAGCUCUGUCACUGAGAGCGCGUGAAGUCCAUUGUUGAUGAAAGGAGACUGAAAUUAUCGUGAUGAGGCAAGAAAUCAUCGGAAGAGAAUAAGAAGUGGCUAUUGGUAUUGAGCGACAUUCUUUACUGUCUGUUAGAAGAAACCAGAUCUGAUACGGAACUGUAGAUGGUCCAUUGCACCUUCUGCCUACCCAACCAUCAAUUAUGACUACAGUUUCCUCUCCCUCUCUCUCUUCUCUCUCCUGAAAUCUCUUACCCAUCGAAUCUCUCACCCGAACUCACCUCGAUUUUCAAUUAUGCUUACCGUACUACAACGCGUCUUUAACGCUAAAACCAACGCACUAAGAAUAAGUACUUGUCGCUCCCUUACAAGAUUUGUUCUUUUCUCGUAUUGAAUACCGAAAAGUUGUUGUUGCGUUUGAACGAAUCCUCUCAUCCCAUCCCGCUUUCUUUCUAAGAACCUUGGUUUAGGUGGACCGUAACGUGUUUAGGUUGAAACAGAAAGAUCUACCUCUAUAAGAAGACGGGUGCUGGAUAGAAAUGAGUUCGUUGAAAAUGAUGAAUCUUCGAGCCAUCAGUGGCGUCUUUUUGGCAGCGCUGUGCGCGUUGCCGGUUGUUGUAAGCAGUGGGGUACCCAUCACGCCAGAACAGCGCAAAAAUUGGUUGUCAGGAAACGGUGGUACUCAGAUACUUUCUGAUCUUAAAAAAAUUAUUUCAGAUACCUUCUGAUCUUAAAAAAAUCGUAGCCUCAAACCAUGUUUCAUCAUCUACUCUUCACAACAAGUACUACACCCAGUACUUCCAUCCUCCAACUCCAUCUCACAUCAACAGCGUUCCAGUACCUGUCGUACAAUGAGGUGUUUCAGUUCUUCUCCGUGUUGGCGGAGGAAUAUCCGAAGUACAUUCGUUUGCACGUUGCUGAUGAGAUGUUUCCGCACCUCCGCGAGUUCUCUGGUGCCACUACCGAGGAGGCGGCCGCAUUCCAGCAGAAGAUGUCGGAUAUGACCUGCGGCAAUGAGCCCGCUUACAUCCACGGUCGCAAGGGCCCGCAACCGAUGACCACCGGUGAGCCGCUGCCAUGCGAGUCUUUACUGGUGCACAUCGCUGAUUUCGACGCUUUAUCUGCUGCACACGGGAGUACGAAUAAACCAGAGGUGUUGUUGAUCGGAGAGGUGCAUGGCAACGAAAAAGUGGGCACGUCCACAACGGCGGAACUGGCACGCCAGCUCGUACAAGCGGCAGACAAGCCUGCUGCACGAGGGACUGACGCGACUGAACAAGAGCUGAAGUGGCUGGUGCAGAACCGAAACACCUGGAUCAUGCCACUUCCCAAUGCCUAUGGGUAUUACUUAAUUUCUCUGUGUUUCUUUUUGUUUUCUACAUUAUUUGAGACUGGCGAGAAGUUACUACGUGUAGAGAUGGACGCCUAUUCACUUCGCUUAGCAUUUAGAUGAAAAGUUACGUUAUUCGUCAGCCAUUUCGGCCUUAGGUUUCUUCCCACGACACAGCUGUCGGCUUCAGCUCUCUCCUUAUCAUCAUCAUAUAAACCGGCACCGCCUCCGGUAAUAAGAAAAUAACCGGCAAAAUAUAGCUCCUCGGCAUGCUUCUUCCCUCCGAAGUGCCUGCGAAGUCCCUGAGGGUCCACCCUGAACGCUGUGGAGCGUGGGGAGCCUUGCCGCAGGACCAAGGCGCAGCCCGCAAGGCAGCGGGAGCGGCGGGACUGAUUGCCAAGGCAGGCGCUGGAAGGGCGGAAGGAAGGGGCCGGGCGGCUGUGUGGGAGCUAAGUCCGGCGGGGGUUGCAAGGCUGAAAAAGCGAAGGGGCCGGCUGUGGGCGAUCGUGUCCACCGGCUUGCCGGCGCUGCCGUUUCUCCCCGGCUUCAGCGCUGUGCUGCAAAUUCGUUCGCUUUCGGGUUUUAGUCUUACGCCCUCCCAGUAGCGGGCGCACUCGGAACCCGUGGCCGCGGGGUGGGCCGCAGCGCAUUACUAGGCCGAUUCGGAAACCCCCACUAAAGAUCUCGCGGAGGUAGAGAUCUGGGGGCACAGCUGUGCGCCCCCUUGGCAAGAAGUCCAGAGCGAAGCCAGGAGAGCAAAAACGUGCAGCGCGUGGCAGCUGGAGACCUACAGGAAAGCACGUCGUUCUUUCGGGCUUGGUUUACCGUUUGGCCGUGUGGGGGCCUGGUGUAUUUCUUGGGCUGCCGCCCCUAUCUCGCAAACUGUCGGGUGUUCUGUUUUGAAGGUGUCUCUUAAAGCAGCUAGAUGGAAAGGCGGCGGCCCUGGGCGUGAUGACAUUGCUCGAGCCGUUCGGGGUGAAGUCGCUCGGUUCGUUCGCGUGUUUUUCCCCGUCGUCCCAGCCUGAGGAGUUAUAUAUUGGGCUGACCAUCACCGCCGCGAAAGUGAUGAUCGCGGCGCCCGUUUGUUGACCUAACCGCAAAAGGAAAGCGCGCGCGCCCGAGAUGAUGUGUAUUUCGCUCCAUCAACAUGGUGUGCGUGGCCACUUUUUGGGCAGGGCUGGCGGGGGGCCGUCUUCACUCUUCGUCUUCUCCUUCAGAGAGAUCAGUAGUAGACCGAUUCCCUGCGUCCCGUUAUUAGGCUUCGCAGUUCCGCGGCUGUCCUUCGGGAUACGUUGUUGGAAUCAACUGUAUGGUCCCCCCGGUACACGGAGGAGACCUACUCAGGAUGUCAAUCAAUCAAAUGAAAGAGACCACUUUGUAAUGGUGUAGCAUCAAUUAUGCAUAAAGAUACUGAGAACAUGGACACUCUGAUCGCCUUACUCACACGACGACCUUCCCACAAAAUACUUUUACUUCUUACAUCAACGAACCUCGUCUCAGGUAUUUCCACAACGUGCGCGAGGACCAAGGUGUCGAUCCUAAUCGCGAUUCGCCGUACUUGAACCCCAACUGCUUCCAGAGUUUCACGGGUCGCUUCCUGAACGAGUUAUCUCGCACUCAUCUCUUUCAACAGAUGCUGGAAUUUCAUGGCGGUUGUCGUCAGAUUGUCUUUGAGUGGGCUGGGCCGAACCACGUGAUGAACAAGGAUGGUACCAAAACUUCUAUACCACUUUUUUCUCGUCUAUUCGUAGCUGUUCUCGUGGUAAAUUAAUAUGUUCAUGAUUCUCCUUUUCCUUUUUGUCUUCCGUUUUUUAUCUCCGUCACCGUCUCCCAUUUCUCGAUAAGGUACGGCAGCGUCGCUUCCCGCGGGCGUGAUUGCGCAGAAUGAAGCCGGGUUCGACGAGCUGAGUUCGGAGAGUCCCGACCACAAGGCCUACCGCAACAUUGCGGAGAAGAUGAGGAGUGCAAGCGGAGUGGACGGUGCGAGCUCCGAGAAGGACUUCUGGUACCCACCCGUGGGUCCGCACACGGACAACAUCUACUGGAUCCGUGGUGGUAUCCAGGACUGGCUCUACACAGCGAGCUGGGAGCCGCAGGCACAGGGCAACGCCUUGCCGGACGGAAAGCACCCGAUCGCCAAUCACUGCCCCGGUUACCCGGACGCCGGCCUGGACUACAAUUAAGGGUACACCUUUAAGGUGCUUUUCUUACCGCUUUUUAUGCCUCUCUCCCUUAGGAUGAGAAAGGCAUAACAAGCGGGGUAAGCGAGCACCAAAAACCUACCUCUAAUACAAGCAUGGUGGGGCGAACAUGCGCUCGCUGAGUUUCCUAGUGGAAACCGACGACAACAAGGAACCGGAUCGGGCGACGCUGGGAAGCAACGGAGAGUUGUGGGACAACACGAACGGCCUCGAGGGCCACAUUCCGCGGAACCUGCGUUUGAGCCUGCGCGUGAUGGAGAUGGCCGACCCAGCAAUUCGCUUCCUGGCUCCGAGGACGUCGGCGACCAGUGUGGUCGCACCUUCGGUUGUUCACGCUGCUCAGUACAAGAAGGAGAAGGGAGGUGAAGUGCAGAUGCUAAGCACUGGCGCGGACUCGUCGUCGAACACGUACUUGCCGCCCAGCCUGAAAAGCGCGGAAGGGAUCUUAGGAGGAGGAGGAGGAGGUUUUUACGGCGUCGGCUGCGACACGAUGGACAAGGUGCAACUGUUCGACAUCUGUCCCGAGGACCGCGGCAAGGGGCCGCUUGACGUGACCAAGAUGCUCGAGGAUGUGGUGGAGAGCCAGGGCCAGAACCGCAUCCAGGACGCCGUGAACAAGCAGGCAGGCAGUGACGACAACCAACAGCAGGUUCAAUUAAGGAGACAUGUAUUAAACAAGCUUGUGAACCUUAGAUAGUUAGACAUGUAUUAAACAAAUGAAUUUUUACUGCUUAUUAUCAAUCAUAAGAGCUAUUUAAUCAAAGGCUGACAGCGGUGGAGUGAAAGUGGAAUUAUAUGAAGUACCAAGAGAUACCGAAAAAAAGAAAGGAAAAGUCAGCACCAUUCGGUCGCAAAUCUGAUAAUAUUUCUGAAUAUUACUACUCCCGUAUCUCACUGAUCAUUCAAAUUUCUACAAGACGGAGACUACAUUUUGUCUCACUGCUAUACAGUUUCUCUCUUCAGAUUCUGAAGAAAUGUAGGCAAGAGGUGAAUUUAUUAGAAUUGUUUUGAUGAGGUCUAAGGCAAGGUGAGCAGCUGGGAAAGCACGACAACUUGCAAUGUACUGGCUUGAACCUGUGGGAACGCGGUCGCGGAGAACCCAGCUUUCUCGCUACGCAGCUCACGCCGCAGGUACAAUAUAAGUUGUCAAUUACACAUACAUUUUCGUUUUCGUCACUAACAAUAUAUAGAAUUGACAACGAAACAAACCGUAUAAUAUCGAAAAAGAAUAUGAAUUUUCUGAACUUCAUCCCUCCAUCAGGCGAUCAAAGUAUUAGCAGAGCGACCGCGUUGUCUGGCUGCUGUUGCCACAUUCGAUCAACAUUGGGGUGAUCAGGACCACCCGGAUCCCGACAUGCGACCGCAAUCGCAUUCCGUUCGCUCUCGCCUAGAGGCUAGCUACCAUGCUGCAGUUGGAAACAGUAAUCUUUUGCUACAAGUUGAUUUCCUUCACUGUUGUGAGUAACUUCGUGAGUCUACUUUGAUAUAGUAGAAGUUACAUGGAAAUUGAAAGUUGUUGCCUCAAAGACAAUCUUCCUCCAACCUCCAAAACGAAGUGAGUCUUCGUAGUACUCCACGUCGGUUGUACCACGCCGGUUCUUGAUGAUUGAUACGUAGUUGUACCCUUCAACUUGUAAUAAAUUCAUCCUCGUUCCAGGUGUGAUUGAUACGACGCGAACACGAUUCUUCUUGGGGGACGGCUCCUCUUUUGCGAGUGUAGCGGCAUUUCGGACUUACCUGGAGCAUCAAGCACACCACGGCACUGACGUUGCCUCUACGAAAAGUUUGCGGGAAGCGACUGGCGAAUCCGAGCACGUUGCUGCUCCUCGCACCACGACUGCAGAAAUACAACAGAAGCGAAAAACUCCGACGUUGGCAGAUGAUACGCCAGUGGUCACCACUGCUAAACAUCAUAAGACUGCGGACGUUGUCGCGGCACAAGAUCAUGGAGUGCCAGGAACAGCAAAGCCAGCUUCUAUGACAGCGGAAGAACGACUCUACAUAAUGCAACUUGUGUUGGGCGCCUUCAGCUUCUUGGUUGUCAUCUGCGGAGCUAUAAUCUACAUUAUUUUUCUUCGUUCACCUCAAUAUUCGUCUUUCGCAGAAUCAGCUGUGUUGCCGGACACGCCGGCCGCGAACAACACAGCUGCAUCUUCCAGGCUGCUUGAUGCGCUGAAUAGGAUAUUCAGCAGAGCAGAUGCGCAGACGACGCUAAAAGAGGCCACUUCGCCGGGCGAGCGAGCACGCACUCGUACCAGUGGGUAUGGUGCAACGCAGAAUUCGAAUUCUUCAAAUAUUAAAUAGAGAUUUGAUGGGGAAUUAGAAGAUUUUCUAUUUAAUAUAGGCGCAAUAUUAAAUAAAUGCUAGAGGAGAAUCAUCUUUAUUAGAUUUUUUGGUGAAAAUGUAGCAGUGUUCAUAGGUGUUAUAAUGUUCAAUGUUAUUCUCGAAGAAGAGGUACCAUCGUACCAAGGACGAAGAGAGUCCUAGUAGUACAUAGAAACAUGCAGAUUCCUCGUUAAUGUUCGUAGUAAGUAGUCAACAAGUAAAACAGGUGUUUGUCACAUUCCGUAAAUACAAAUCAUUCAACAGAGUCAUGCAAAAAUGCAACAAGCUGACAAGUAGUCAAGUAGUUCUGCACAUUGAUGAACAGUGUUUCUGCAACGAUUUCUGCAAUGUUUCGAGCUAGUAGCACGUUCUUACAGAUCAUGCACCAAGCAAAGCAUUUAAGCAUCCACGCUACAACACCAGCGACAUAGAUUCCGAGAAUACGACUUCGAGAAUACAAGAGCACAGAGAUAGGUGCGUUUAGACUGGAGUCGUUCACGUAGUUGACCUGUACACAAUUGGCAGUCUUCCAAGCAGUUUUUAGUAAAAACAAGUUUCCAGCAAGAAGUCUAGUUGUACAAGUUUGCAGCAAGAAAUCAGGAAAAUGACCAUACCAAAUUCAGAACUAGGGAAAUUGAAGUGGGAUACACACGAUUUUCUUUUCGGGGACUUAGACCCUAUGCAUUCAUCCAGCAGGAAAUAGCAUUCAUUACGACAAACUAAAAGCGCUGGAUGAAGCAUCCACGUUAACGAACAUCAGGGAGAAGGGAAAAAUAUCUCUGCAAAUGCAAUGCUACGUGCACUGUGCACUGUGAUCUUGGCAUACAAAAAAAAGUGGCUGCGGCGGGGAACCCCCCCGAAUCAUGAAUGAGUCAUGUAUUGACAUC